Messenger RNA from Necator americanus (New World hookworm), 1014 nucleotides. RefSeq lists its product as uncharacterized. Gene Ontology annotation, cellular component: nucleus; NuA4 histone acetyltransferase complex. The coding region runs from base 1 to 1014 and encodes 337 amino acids. NCBI's taxonomy places the organism in Eukaryota, Metazoa, Nematoda, Chromadorea, Rhabditida, Ancylostomatidae. The transcript has 10 exons. The record is from RefSeq and is a predicted model, not a curated record. Gene Ontology annotation, biological process: chromatin organization; regulation of DNA-templated transcription.
AUGCCACCAAAACCUUCGACAUCUUACGAACUUAAUGAUAGAAUUUUAUGCAACUACAAUGGGAUUUAUUACGAGGGGAAGAUCGUAAAUGUUUCUGUGGUUGAUGGCGAACGUGUAUUUACCGUGCAUUAUCAGGGAUGGCACAAACGUCAUGAUGUCGACAUAAAAGAAGGUGAAACCAGUAAAUUGUUUCUUCCUUAUACCGAACAAAAUUUAGCUAGAGCAAAGGCGGAGCUCGAUAGUGCGAAGAUUGAAAAGAAACGAAGAAUGUCAUCUAAAGCUAGUGUUGAAACCGCUUCCAACGAGAGCACGGCUUCGACGAGCCCUCGAAUCACACCACGUCGUGGAGGAAGGCCUCUAAAAAUUUCUUCCUCCAUUCUCUUGGAAGAAGGAAAGUCUGUGAAAUUUCAUUAUGGAAAUCUGCCCAAAUCUCUUCGUGAUAUUCUAAAGAAAGACAGAGACGCAGUACUGCAGCGUCGACUCUUAGCUAAGCUGCCUGCUGUAUACCCUAUUGACGAGCUUUUGCAUGAGUUCCUCUGUACUCUUGACAUGGAGCUGGAGUUUGAUGGCGACAAAUUAGCUGUUUCACAUAGGGAUGAUAUUAGUUCCAGUCGCGUCACUGCUCUCAUUCGAUCUUGUCAGAUGAUUACUGAUUACUUCAAUAUGGUACUGGGGAAACUUCUUCUAUACCAGCCUGAAAGGGAUCAGUUCCAAUCUGAGCUCCUGCGUCUUCGUCUCACGAACCUGAAUGGUGAUGAUGAUCCGCGUAGGCGACCAUAUCUCGGUUCGUCACUAUUGCCUGACGACACUGUUCCUGUAAGAUUGUCGUCCGUUUAUGGUUUGCCGCAUCUGCUAAGACUAUUUAACUGUUUGGCUGAGAAAUUCGAAACUCUGCCAUCCGAUUCUGAGAGCAUUCUUGCACUGAAGAUAAUGUCGUCAGACUUCGUUGCGUUCCUUGAUGAGAACCGCGAAAAGUACUUCAGUGUCAGAAGGGACUACGAGGCACAGGAGUGA